Achroia grisella is the source of this 4678-nucleotide messenger RNA. RefSeq lists its product as uncharacterized. Gene Ontology annotation, biological process: mitotic spindle assembly checkpoint signaling; mitotic cell cycle; endoplasmic reticulum to Golgi vesicle-mediated transport. The transcript has 5 exons. Bases 101 to 4486 code for a protein of 1461 amino acids. The record is from RefSeq and is a predicted model, not a curated record. NCBI's taxonomy places the organism in Eukaryota, Metazoa, Arthropoda, Insecta, Lepidoptera, Pyralidae. Gene Ontology annotation, cellular component: chromosome, centromeric region; RZZ complex; nucleus.
UUCAACUUGUGUUUGAAUUUCAAAUAUUUAAAAGUUUUAAACCGAAGUUUCUACAUUUUAUUCUAUAUAAUAUAGGAAUAAGUUCUCGAAAAGAUCUAACAUGAGUUUAUUAAGUGCUGUGAUACAAGAAGUCGACAAGGCAAGUACAAAUGAGCUAAAGAAACGUUGUGAUCUGCUUGUCCCUAAAAUAAAACAUCUCACAGAAAGAGUACAGUUGUUAAUUUUUUCAUUACAACAGAAUUUCAUUGAUACCUACCUUAAUUUCACGCCAACAAAAAGUUUAGAGCAACACAAUUAUAAAAAUAGGAAAAUCAAUAUUAAUUCUGAUUACACGAGCAUAAUCGAAGAAGUAGAAACUUUACGAAAAAAAUAUGAUUUAUGUGAUGAUGAAUUCAACAAAUGUUCCGAUAAGAUGAGCAAAUCGUAUCAAAUGUUCAAUGAUUUAUGUGUCGCAGUGGAAGCAAAGAUGAUAUUAGAGAAAGCUGAUCAUGAAUUUGGUCGAUACAAUUACAGUGAGGCAAUGUUGGGUGUGAUGGAUUUAAUAAAACAAUUGAGUAAUCUAAAACUGGGUAGCAAUUUGGAUAAAGCACUAUUUAACCUCAAUGAACAUGCUGAAAACCAAUUAGCAUUGUAUACAGCAAACUUAAGUAUUGAAUGGGAGGAUAUAUUUACAUGGUCCGAACAAAGGAGUGUGUACUAUUUGAAAUAUUCUUUGUCGGUCCAACAAAGUGAUCCCACACUUAUACAGAGAGUGUUGAAAUCUCUUCAUGUAACUCAGACGCUGAAUGCUGAACUGGGCUUGUUUUCUAACUUCUUCAUUGAUCAAUUAUUGCAUAAUGUUAUAAGGCACAAUUGUGAUAUAUUUACAGAUGACCAUAUAGGUGCAAUUAUAUUCAAUAUAAAGAUAGACAUGAAUGACAGUAAAAAGCCGAGCUACCAAACAAUAUUUAAUAAUCUAACAGCCAUUUUUGAGUUCCUGCAAUCCACACUGGGCUCUCAUUUAAUUGAUACCGAUCAGACAUUUAUAGAGAUCUUUGCCGAGUCUAUAAGGAUGAAGUUUUUUAAUAAAAUUAUUGAAGAUUGCAUUAAAAGCAACCUACCAACUUGUGAUAGCACUUAUCAGAAUUAUAAGAAUAUAGCAAUUGAGCUGGAUUCUUUUAAUAAAUUUCUAGUUGAGUUGAAGUUUGUUAAAGCUGAUGAAUCACCUCUUAACAAAUACAUCAAUGAUACUGAAUGUGUAUUGUACAAUAAGAAAUGUGAUAAAUUAUUGUCUGAUGUGCGCUCCCUUCUUUUUGAAAGUCUUUCACAUGGAACAAUAGUUGUUGGCUCUGAAAAUGUAGUUCCUGAUGAAUCAAUAUUAGAUAAUCCAAUCAAAGAAGAGCUAUGGAAUCUAAAUAAGCCACUGUUUCUGCCCAAGUGUGUUGUAUCGGAAAAUGUUAAGAAAAUAAUGACAUUAGUAGUAGAGCAUUUAGAAGAGAGUGUUAAGUUACCUGAGAAAUAUAGUCAGCAGCUUGUAAUAUAUAUAAAAGAUAUAGCCAUGAUGUAUCAGUGUGUGGUACCUAAGAAGUUUAAAGUUAAUUUAGAAUCCUGCCCUCUAGAUAUUGCAUUAUUCUUCAACAACUGUUUCUACAUUGCUCAUAGUUUACUGGGUCCACCAUGGAAGGUAACCCUCCCAAUCACCCUAUCUGAUCAGCUCAUGACAGUACUCCUGGAAUCCAUACAGAACCUGAGAGUGUUGGGUCUAGAAAAGAUGUCUCUCUACUUGCAAAGUCAAAAAAAUAUUAUUAACCAAAAAAUUGAAACAGAAGAACCAACUGUAUGGACACAUGAAAUUUAUAAUCAAUUUGACAAUUCUGUCAACAGCACUAUGACCCUAUUGAAGGACUUGAGGUCCAAUUGGUACAACAUACUGCCGACUAGCAUGUAUGAGAUGUCCAUUUGUACUCUAAUCCAGGCGUUAUGCCAGUCAAUAUUACACAGACUGUUUGCAGACUGUAGGCCAAUAAAUGAAGAUAUAGUGUAUAUGUUAGCUACGCAGUUGGAAGAUGUCACAUCAGAGUUGGUGUCAUUGUUUGAGGAGCCGAUUCAAUUUGAGAACAAGAUAAACGUGUGGACUAAAUUCACAAUGCUGCCGCAACUGCUGAAGGCCCAACUCUUGGAGACGGCUGACCUGUGGAAUAGGAAUAAAGAAUUCUCUCAGUGUUACACAUGCGAAGAGAUACGGCAGAUUACGGCAUUCGUGAUCAUCGCGUUAGUGAUCGUCGUCAAUCAAGGACGAGACGUGACAGCAGAGAGUGAUGUCAAAGUAGACCAAAUAGCGGAGGAGGCGAAGAACAUAGCCUUGACAAUCAUAGACAACCCAAAGCACGUAGUGCAGAAUGACACGAACCAACAACCUUCAAGAUCAAGUGUUCAGAAUCGCCAACCCGAACACAGACCACCGAGCAAACCACCUCUCAACCCUGAUAAACCACCGCAGCAGAAACAUGGAGAACCCCAACGAGGUCAUUAUAGCCAAAUACACAAAGUGCCACUACAACGACAUUAUUACCCUCAAGCACCACAUCAAUUCUAUUACUCCACAAACUCAGUAUACAAGUUCCCUAAAGUGAUACCGUUGCCACCUCACAAAAAUGCGUAUUACAUAAAAAAACAGCAGAGGCCGUUAACAUACGCGUCUUCGACGAAUAAGCCCACAGUCUUGAAAAGUCCUAAGUUCAGUUUACCAGUUCAGACGGUUACUGGGAUACGAAAAGAUGUCGUUAGGCCUCCACCUCAUUUUAACGCAACCACAACUACCACAACUGUUGGUACUACAACUACAAGGCCUUUGAGAGUAAAGAGAAUAUGGCCGAAAAAGAUAUUAGAAAAAAUGAACGCCACCCUAUAUAAUACGACAGUCAAUAAUGGCACAAAAUCUACAAACACAAAUAUUAACCAAGUAGAUUACGAGGGAGCGGAAAGUGUUUACAGAGUUAAAUAUGUACAUAAAAAUUCAACUGACGACACUGAGCCAACAAAAAAACGCAAAUACCGACCGGUAACUAGAAUACCUAAGAUACGAUCGACAACUGAGCCAACAGUAAAUUUAACAGAAAUUCAACCAAAUGACUGGAUACCUCUAGUACCCUCGCAUUAUACCCAGUCCCGGCGACCAGUUUUGACGCGAAUUACCAAAAGAUCAGACUCAUUUCCCAGUGGUAGAGAACCAUCAGUUCCUCAUAAACGUUUGUUGUAUUUACAUUCGUUUGGAUUAGUCCCUGUGAAUCGAUUGCAAAACCAACAAAAUAUACCUGAAUCAGCGGCGAAAAAAAUGGCAUUUUUUAGAAAGAGAAAGCGACAACUGAUUCCCUUCACCGGUUACAGUGCGAAACCUGGGGAUAAAUCGUCUUCGCAAUACUUUCUCGGUGAUCUGCAAGCUGAAGGAAGUCAACAUAGUCCAAAGGUUGUCACGAAAAUUAAACAUCACCAUCAUCACCACCAUCACAGAUAUGUCAAAACCGUUGAAAAACCAGUGAAAAUUCCGUACAGAGUCGAAGUGCCGAAGCCUUAUCCUUUUCCAGUUGAAAAGAAAGUGCCUAUACCUGUUGAAAAAUAUAAGAUAGUAGAAAAACCCGUUCCCUAUCCGGUGACAGUUGAAAAGAAAGUGCCUUAUCCCGUUGGAAUUAAGGUUCCACAUCCAGUGCCUGUGAAGGUCAUCGAAAAAGAAUACGUUCCAAAACCGUACCCUGUAGUUCAUCACGUUCCGGUUCUAAAACAGGUCGAAGUGAAAGUACCUCAGCCAGUACCCGUGCAUAUAGAAAAGAAAGUACCGUAUCCAGUAGAGGUACAUGUCCCAGUCGAUAGACCAGUUCCUGUGCCCGUGACUGUAGAGAAAAGAGUACCCUAUGCUGUCCCUGUCAAAGUUUUAGUGCCCCAACCCUAUCCAGUGGAGACAAAAGUGCCCUAUCCAGUCCAAGUAAAGGUAAAGGAACCAGUUGAAAUUAUAAAACAUGUCCCAAUAAGAGUGCCAGUUCCCCAACCAUUCGCAGUCAAAGUUCCACAGCCAGUUCCCGUGCCUUUUGAGAAGAAAGUACCAUAUCCCGUUGAAGUUGAAAAGAAAGUGCCUGUACCUUUCGAAGUUAUCGUGCCACAAAAGGUAGAAGUAGAGAAGAAGGUUCCCGUUUACAUUCCUAAACCAUAUCCCGUGGAGAAGAAAGUUCCCGUACCAGUGAAAGUGCCGUAUCCUGUGAAGGUACCCGUAAAAGUGCCGGUCCAAGUGCCCGUUGAAGUUCCAGUGUAUAUCCAUGAUCCUUACCUCGUUUACAAUGACGACUAUUAUCCAUCUGAAAGUGGAACAGGGACUGAAAAUACUGUGACGCAAGGCCCCACACAUACAGUCACAGUGCAUGGAAAUACAGGGUUCACUGGUUUCAAGUCACGUUCUGACACCGACGUCAAUGAGUCUACUACGACGAUCUCCGUAACGUCCACAGCUGACUCUUGAGGCUGACGUACAAGUAUUAUUUCAAAUGUUGUAAAUUUAAAUGCAUCUGUACAAUCAUCGAUCGAUAAGAGACAUUUUCGAUUUGCAUGAAUUUAAGAUGAUAAUAGUACCUUAAAAUCUAAGUUAUUACUGUUGAAAGUAUGUUUGUUGAACGUGUUAAAUGAUGUUGUUGGUCCGUUUUGAGUAAAUGAA